AUGUCGAUAUCGGUUCCGAUCGAAAAACUCCAGCUAGAAAAACUUCUUGAUGAGAGGGUAUUCGUGAAAUGGGUUAAUGAAUCAGGAACAACAUUGACACUAGGUUCUUGCUUGCAUGACAACAAGCAGACACCUGGUUUCUUUAUGACUGUAUAUCGUGGUAUAGAAGGACGGAUUCAUAUUCAUUUCAAGCUUCAGGUGUUUAUUAAGCUUGCUGGCAAGAAACAACAGAUAGAUUUAUUAUUAGUUGUUCCUCCAGAUGCCGAUUUUGCGAAUGCCUCGACACCUUAUCCAAUAUCGAGUAUUGAUUUAUCUCACGACGUUUCUGCUAUUCACGAAGCCGGUUUAAGCAAUGCACAGCAUGUUUUCCUUCUACAAUUCAAUCUCACCACGAAGGGAUUUGUCGUUACAAAGAAGAAAACUACUACAAUCAGACCUCACACCACGACUACAAACAUGUUGAUUCGUAGCCUUGAGUCUCUGUCUAAUACUACAAUUUUCAGUGUAUAUAUCAGGCCAAGUACGUAUGCGAAAGUGCACCUGGAACAACUUCGUAUGCAUGUUAGUGAAACUGCAACCAAUACCUACAAAACUAACUUGAAGGAAAUGUAUUUUCAACAAGGGGCUAUUUUACUAGAAUGGGAUAAAUUCGUAUAUAAGGAGCAACAACGUCCAAUACCACCACCAUACGCUCAGCCAUCUCCGGCACAGAGUCCUCGGUCACCGUCACCAUACGCUCAGCCAUGUCCAGAAGUACAAGUUCCUCGGUCACCACCACCAUACGCUCAACCAUCUCCGGCACAGAGUCCUCGGUCACCGUCACCAUACGCUCAGCCAUGUCCAGAAGUACAAGUUCCUCGGUCACCGCCACCAUACGCUCAGCUAUCUCCAGAUGCGCAGGUUUCUCAGUCAUCACUCGUCAUUCUUAAAGAAAUGAUUGAAGAGACACCGCCUCGAUUCCCAGCUAGUCCCAACUCUACAUCGGUACAUGGCAUUUUUUCUGGCUGUGAAGAGUCAUCAGAUAGCGAAGUGAACUUGGACGAUAUCGAAAAGCCUAUCAGUAUAGACUUCGAUGUGGAUUCGGAUGAAGAAGAGCUUGCCAAAGAACAGUUUGCCAACUUGAAUCCCCGAGAACCAAAUCAUCAAGUCGAUUAUGAUUUAGAAACGUCACAGAUGCUUAAAUCGAAGUUGGAGAACUGGAUAGAAACAGUACUACCGAUAAACUUCAAUAUUCACCAUCACACACGUUUAAGUACUAAGUUAUCAAUUCUUGGUAAUUGUAUUCGUAUAUCAAAUACUAAUGUAUUUGAUGUUACUUUACUUUGGUGUUCUGCAUUGUUUUUCUACGAUCCAUAUGACUCUGAUUCUGAUAAUGCUUUUGGAUUAUGGGGAAGGAGAAAUUCAUGGCUCAUCCGAGAUAUAGUGGAACAGAUUCAAUGGACUAAUAAAAUGUGUAAUAGUACUGAAUUAAGCUCGGAAUUAUUAGAGCAGUUCAUAAAGCUGGGUCAAGCUGCUCGUACUCUUGCUCUAGACAUUUUGUACAAUAAAGGCGUUUAUUUCAAGCAGAAAAGUGUUUUUAUCGCUUAUGUAUUAGCGGAGUUUAGCAAGCCGAGUAGGAAGCCUGUUUCUCGAAAAAGAUUGGAGAUUGAUGGUAGUGCAUCUAAGCGGGUGAAGAUGUAA
This is a messenger RNA of Botrytis deweyae, 1680 nucleotides long. RefSeq lists its product as uncharacterized. NCBI's taxonomy places the organism in Eukaryota, Fungi, Ascomycota, Leotiomycetes, Helotiales, Sclerotiniaceae. Bases 1 to 1680 code for a protein of 559 amino acids. The record is from RefSeq and is a predicted model, not a curated record. The transcript has a single exon.